AUGGCUCUCCAGGCAAAGACAAGUGGUGGAGCUCUGAUGGAAUACCUCAAAGCCCCCAGGGCGAAUUACACAAUAGUAGGAGAGGCUAUACGUUUUGUCAUCCCUGCUCAUAUGCAAUGCUCAAUCGGCUGCGGAGGUCAAGCCUGCAAGUAUGACAACCCGAGUUAUUGGAGUGAUGACCAGCAAGCUAUAAAAGGCCUCUACUCAUCCUGGGUUACUGAUCAUCUUCUUGCUAUGUCCAGACCCUCGACAGAAAUCAUUCAGAAAUAUGACAUUAUUAAUCAAUUCAGAAGGAACAGUAUUAAAACAGUGAUCAACCUUCAGAUACCUGGCGAACAUGCCAGCUGUGGAAAUCCUCUGGAGCCAGAGAGCGGCUUCUCAUACCGCCCGGAGGUCUUCAUGGAGAACAACAUUUAUUUCUACAAUUUUGGCUGGAGCGACUACGGAGUGGCCAAUCUCACCACUGUGCUGGACAUGGUGAAGGUCAUGGCCUUUGCGCAGCAGGAGGGAAAGACGGCAGUUCACUGUCACGCUGGUCUUGGCAGAACAGGUGUACUGUUAGCAUGUUUCUUGGCCUACGCCACCAGGAUGACUGCUAACCAGGCUAUUUUGUAUGUGCGUGCUAAACGCCCUGGUUCUAUCCAGACCCGAGGUCAGCUGCGUUGUGUCAGAGAGUUUGUCCAGUUCCUUGCCCCUUUGAGGAGUGUGUUCUCCUGUGCCGAGCCUCAGUCCAACCCAGUCACACUAUCGCAGUACCUGAACCGCCAGAGACACAUCCUGCAUGGCUACGAGAGGAAGGAGCUGAGGCACCUACCAAAGAUCGUCCAGCUCGUGUCGAGACUUCUGAUGGACAUUGCAGAGAACCGACAGGUGAUCGAGGAGGACAUUCUGGAGGCCCCUGACAUUUAUGACAUAGAGAUGACUCUCAGCCUCAUCGAGAAGCUGGGACCUGAAAUGUUUGCCAAGGAGCCCCGCUUACCGGGUACGCCCACCUUACCCAGGCAUUUCAAUGAGCCAGCCAUCUUCUACCACCGCAAAAGUCUGAGCUACAGUGAGUCUGACUUGAGACGACUGGGCUCACAGCUCAACCUUCCCAAGCAACCCCUUGGAUCCCUGUCGCAGAAUAACAUAGAAAUGCCUGUCGCACCCCAGCGUCAGGACAGGAAUAGCAACAUGUCUGAGGCCUCCCACGGCUCAACAGGCUCACUGUGGCAAAUCAAGAAUGUAGAAAACCAAGAUGGAUCCCUUUUGUUGAGGAAAGUCAAACGGGAAUCCAUCCAGCGCAGCGGGUCCGUGGGGAACAAGGAACCUACCAAGAAGGGAUCCAUGUUGUCCAGGUGGAAGGCAGAGCAGAGGGAGGAGUUGGCCAUGAAUGGCAUGAAGCCUAAGGAUACAAAGGAGGAGCACUCAGAGAAGUCCGAGGUGCCCUACAUCACCCUGCAGACAGAGUUAUCCCUGGAAGCCAGGAGGCUGUUAGUGGCACAGGCCCUGGCAGUGGAUCUGUUUCUCGAUGGGGAAGAAGAGCACAAGAGCAAAGUCUUAGCCUGGCAGGCAGAGCUGAACCAAGGCGGAGCGUGGGAGAGGCUGUGUAUGGAGCGGGACCCCUUCAUCCUCACUGGACUCAUGUGGGCUUGGAUGGAGCACCUUAAAGAGCCAGUCAUCUCCAUCCAGGCUGCCAAAGCCCUGAACCCUGACAACCCUGAUCCUCAAACUGUCCUCAACACACUUGACCAGGCUCCUAGAGAGACACUACGGUGCAUACUAGACUGCAUGGGUAAUAUGCUGAUGAUACCAGAAGAGGUUGAAAAUGCAUUCCUCAAUCGAACUAUCAAAGCUUUCACCUGGGUGGAGCGUGACUCAGAGGAGGGGAGACAAGUAUACGAGACCAUGACUCCAGUCCUGAGGUGCGUCCUCGAAGACAAAAGAUAUACGCGCAUGGACGCAGAUGAGACAUCUCUGUCUCCCUUCUCUUUAUCAUAG
Messenger RNA from Paralichthys olivaceus (Japanese flounder), 1980 nucleotides. NCBI's taxonomy places the organism in Eukaryota, Metazoa, Chordata, Actinopteri, Pleuronectiformes, Paralichthyidae. The record is from RefSeq and is a predicted model, not a curated record.